Molecule: messenger RNA, 795 nt
Organism: Postia placenta MAD-698-R-SB12
Lineage: Eukaryota; Fungi; Basidiomycota; Agaricomycetes; Polyporales; Adustoporiaceae
Exons: 3
Coding region: 436-633 (65 amino acids)
Source: RefSeq, a predicted model, not a curated record
AGGGACCGGUGAUACGUAGUUUGUUCACAAUCAAUUGUAUUAUACAAAUUCCACUCGACGGUUGCCACCCAGACUUCGCCCACCUUGAGGUUCACCUUGCACGCACUCCAAAAUAAUCUGACGCCGCUCUGCUCAAAGACUCAUAUUAGAAUACAAACUGUUUGAGGGACUUUGCAGAAGGCUAGGAAACGUGAGCUCAAGCAAGCCGGACCGCAUCUUGGGCGGGUGUACUACCGGUCCUGGGUGCGAAUCGCGCCAAUCCUCCGUGGUGGGGUCCACGCGGAAAUCUCAGCACAUGGACCGCGAAGUCGUUUCACUUGGACUGCUCGUGAGCCAUUCCUGAGCUCAGUGAGUGAGCUAUUUGGAGUACGAGGCCGAGCGAGAGCGCGACAGUGCCAUCAUUCAGCCGAUCCAGCGAGGAAGCGAUGGGGUAUAAUGCAAUCAUCUGAUCAUGCAGAGACGUGCGGGUUUCCUCGACCUUGCGGCGGUCCUAGGUCUCUUCGCGACAGUGCCAGAAUACUUGUGUACACGGGCGCGCCGUUCGUCGACAGACCAAUCACUGAUGGUGUCUGGAACCAUUCAUCGCUGAACUGUGUCCGAAGAGGGUCUACGAUUGAGAGGACGCUCAAAUGAAGGAGAUAGUAGCACUGCCUUCGUAUGGAGUAGUUUCCACGCCAGCGGUGAGGAUGAACUACAGGUUCGACUAAAAUCCCCGCACUCAGUGGUGGUCGCCUAAAAGCGGGUAUAUAAGUGCAGCGCCACAGUUCGACUGAGCUGCCGCGCGGGGUUGUGCUG